Anopheles darlingi is the source of this 2506-nucleotide messenger RNA. RefSeq lists its product as uncharacterized. The transcript is spliced from 3 exons. Gene Ontology annotation, cellular component: nuclear body. The coding region runs from base 155 to 2506 and encodes 783 amino acids. The record is from RefSeq and is a predicted model, not a curated record. Lineage: Eukaryota; Metazoa; Arthropoda; Insecta; Diptera; Culicidae. Gene Ontology annotation, biological process: positive regulation of DNA-templated transcription.
GAAGUGUGACGUCACACGGCCUGUGUGCGCGUGUCUGUGUGUGUGUGUCUAUCGAUUUUCGUGCCCGCGACACGCGCGCAUCCGGGGACGACCUGGUGGCCUGACCGUUUAUCGUUUUUCCGUGGCGUGUGUUUGACCGCCCGACAGCAGUAGUAUGAGCACAUCCGUAUCAUCUCCGGCGACCGGUGCUGGUGAGGUGGCAGGUACGGCACCCGGUGGCCUCAAGUCGAGCUAUCGGCUCAGCCUGAAACGACAGUCCCCAAGCUACGAUGGUACCGAGCUGGGCACACGCGAAACCUGGAUCUCGACGAACAAAAUCCUCAACAGCAGCUACUGUGGACGGCGCACCAACAGCCGCAAUCCGAACUUUGACUACGACGAGUCGAAGCUACUGAUCUCGCUCUGGGGUGACCCGCAAGUCCAGAAGGCACUCAUCACCACCCACAAAAAACACCCGGUCAUUGCCGAGCUGGCACGGAAGAUGCGAGAGCACGGUUACAACCGGUCAACCGAGGAGAUUAAUACGCGCAUCAAGAAUCUCAAGUGUUUCUACAAUCGCAUCAAGAAGGAUAUGGCGGCGGGCCUGAUUAAUCAGACCACCUGGCGGCACUACGCCGAUAUGGACGAAAUCAUCAGUCGGCCAGUGUUCGGUAAUCGGAAGAAAUCGGAUCGCGAUUCGCUGGACGAGGAUGGGCGGAGUACGCAGAGUUUGGAGCUGGAGCUGCCCCCGCUACCGUCCGACGAGCCGCUUCCGGUGAAGCUAGAGCUGAUGAGUGAUGACGACGACGACGACCGUGAUGAUGAUGAACCGACCGAGAUACGGGCCGAGGACCUGCUAACGAUCGAUGCCAGUUUCCCGGAGGAGAUGAGUGCGGCCGCUUCGUCGUCUUCGUCAUCAUCGGGGGUAGGUGGCAGUGGUGGCAUCGCUAAGAAGACCUAUCCCUCGACCGCAUCGCGUAGUAAUGGUAGAACCAACAGUGAUGUUGGCGCUGGCAGAAGCAGUGAGCCUACUGCAACAACAGCAGCAGCUGCAGCAGCAACAUCUGUCCGGAAAGUGCGAGCUGGUGGUAACGGUGGAAAUGCUGAUGGCGGACAGGAUGACGACGACGACGACGAUGACGAUGAGGAUGAUGAUGAGGAAGACGACGAUGAUGACGAUGACGAUGGUAGUGAUUUUGAUGUCGAGAAUGAAUUCAACGAUGGAUUGGACGAAAUCUUACUGAAAGCACAAUCGAAAGGCAAUGCAUCGGGUACUGGCACAAAAACGAUCACCGGCAACAACAGUGGCAAAUCGUCGACGGAUGGCACCGCUGCUAGCAAAGGCCCUGCAACGCCGAGCACAUCGGUCGCAGCGGCACCCCCGCAGCAGCAGCAGCAGGGAAAAAUAUCGGUCGUUCCAACGAAUCUGCUACUCAAAACACCAUCAUCACUGCCUACCAGCAGCCUCAGCGCCCCGAUUCAGAUCUUUACCAAACCGACGGUCAGCCUAGCAGCAGCUGCCGGCGCAUCCACGCUGAAGCCGCCAACGAUGGGCAUAGGGACGGGUGCACCGACGGCCGGGGCACCGAUGAAGCUUCUGCUCGUCAAUACCGUCGGUAAAGAUGGUACCACCAAGCAGAUACUAACACCGGCUGGCGAUAUGGCCAACCUACCCAAACUGAUGCCUACUACGACGCUGAAGCAGGCGACGACCGGGGUAUCACUGUCGCUAGCCUCGACAAGCGGCACUUCCCCGAUCGUCAGCAUACCGACCGUCAAUGUGCCACCCAACAAAGUGCCAACCAUCACCGGUGUGCAUUCCCUGCCGAAGCACAUUGCCAUCGGUCGUCCUCCGGUACCACCCGGUACCGAGCGUGAAUCUUCCGGGUUCAAAACGCUGCUCACACAGCUCGUAACGAUUCAGCGCGAAAAUCUGGCACUCAAUCAGGAACGGUUGGCGCUCGAGAAGGAACGGCUCGAGUUUGAGACCAAGUUCGGUGGAUCGUUCGUCAGCAUGGUCCAGAACAUGAGUACCUUCUUCUCGAACAUGCUUAAACAUCAGCGACAAGAUGUGGUACAAUCGAAGCAGCCGGUGUUACCGCCUAAGGAAGUGGCACCGGUGACAAAACAAACAACGGAGACAAAACCGGUGGAGAGCAAGAAAUCGGAGAACAAUGAUUCCUCUUCCGCAGCCGCUAGUGAAUCGCGGUCGCAAGAAACCGUAUCGGCGCUUGGCUCGAAGCAACCGGCUGCACCUGUAGCCACCACACUGACCAUUAACAGUACGUCAGUGGCCGUUGAAUCAUCGGUCCCGUCAUCGGCACCGGUCGGAAAGCAGCCGCUUCCGGCGCCACCUGCAUUGACGCCGCUGGUGGCUAACGCGAGCAAACCUAAUGCCGAUGAGAGUGUCGGUACGCCGUUGCCCAAGAAGCGUCGUAUGAUGACGCGCAACGCGACCCAACCGGCCACGAGCACCACGGAUGAUGCAUUGAAAACGGAAGUGAUCAGCGACAAUGACGACCAUUAA